Messenger RNA from Lucilia cuprina (Australian sheep blowfly), 3732 nucleotides. Its product is annotated as M-phase inducer phosphatase. Gene Ontology annotation, molecular function: protein tyrosine phosphatase activity. Gene Ontology annotation, biological process: G2/M transition of mitotic cell cycle; positive regulation of G2/MI transition of meiotic cell cycle; positive regulation of G2/M transition of mitotic cell cycle. Lineage: Eukaryota; Metazoa; Arthropoda; Insecta; Diptera; Calliphoridae. The coding region runs from base 1519 to 3063 and encodes 514 amino acids. The transcript has 2 exons. Gene Ontology annotation, cellular component: cytoplasm; nucleus. The record is from RefSeq and is a predicted model, not a curated record.
CUCCAAAGUGAAAAGAAGACUAAUUCAAGAACAAUUAAUAAAUUAAAUUAUAAUUUUCGUAGUUAAAUUAAAAAAUUAAUAAUAAUAGUUUCUGAAAACGAAAUAAAUAAAAAGUAAUGAAAUUGUUACUGGGCCCCACCUAAACUUGGAUAUUAUCAUAUACGAAUAUAAUUUUAUUUUAUAACGAAAAGGGUUCCCCGCCAAGUUAAAUAGUAAAAAAUACAUAUUCCUAUAAAUAUAUAUUAUGUGAUCGGUCACAUAAUGUUAAAAAGGCCCUCACCAAGCAAGUCAUUAUUAUAUAUUUUUUUAUUGUCUCCUUUGCUCAGCUGAUGACUUGCUGAGAUUUUUUUUCCUUGUUUGCCUAAAAGUUGAGAUUUGAAGAAGUAGAAAAAAAAUAAGUAAAGAAUUUAAUAAGACCCCCGGUGUAGCUCAAAAACAACAAUAAUAAUAUCUUAAAAAUUCUUGAAUUCUUAUUUUGUUGCUGUUGGAUUUUUCCGGUUUUUUCUACAUACACAUAUGUAUAUAUAAUUUCUCCUAUUUUUUAAAGUUUCUCUGUUAUACACUUGUUCUUUACCAAAAGGAAUGAAAGGAAAAUUGAAAGGAUUCUUCUCUUAUUAUUUUAAUAUUUUUUGUUUUUUGUUUAUUAGGUAUUCAUGGACAUAACAAAAAGUAAAUCUCAUAACUUGUACAAUAACAAAAAUCAUAUGUUUUUGUUAUUGUUUUUAUUUUUUCUACACUUUUAAAGAUCUCUUUCAAUUCUUUUUUAGUUAAGUUUCUUAUUUUGCUGCAUACUUUAAAAUUUUAUAGUAUAUAGUUGUUUUUAUUGUACAUGUUGUUGUUUCUAUAAGAUUGUUUUACUUCAGUAUCUGCUCGAAAUUGUUGUUAUUGUUUUGUAUCUCAAGAUCCUUUGGCAGUAUUGCUUUCUCACUUUUCAGUCUUGUGAUCUCUUCUUUCAUUAACUACACAGCUGAUUUCGUUAAUGUCGUUGUUGUUGCUGGUAGCCAGACAUCUCUGCUUUCAGUUAGCAGAGAGUGAUUCUGUUGUUGUUAUUGUUGUUUGAAUUCUUCUUUUGGUGGUGGGUUUUGAGCAGGAAUAGAACGUUAGCGCUGCAGUUAUUUUCGACGUUGCCGUCGUGUAUAUAAACUCGGUGUUCUUCAAGAAAGUCAGUCAUUCGAGUUCUACUCUUCUCUUCGUCAUCGUGUAGUAGCAGCAGUAAAGCAGCGAUUGCUUUAAAUAACUACUGCUUACAAAUAAAUUUUUAAUAAAAAAUCAAAUAAUUGGAAUAUUUAAAAUUUUUAAAAAAUUAUAAUUUGUACUUAAUAAAACAAGAAAUAAUUGCAAUAUGAACAUUAAUUGAAAAAAGACAUUCAUUUUUACAACCAAAAACAAAAAACCAUUUUAAAAAUAUAUUCAAAAUUUGUGCAUUAACAAAAAACCAAGUGUAAAAAUUGUGUUUUAGCAAUUUUUUAAACAAUAUUAAUCUAAUAACACACACACACACAACAAAAUUCUUUCAAAAUGAUGUGGGAAUCAAUUAUUGAAGAAUCCGGAGAUAUUGCUAUGGAUUGCCAAAGCUUUCAAAUCCAACGUUCAGGACGUAAUCCAUCUUCACGUCGUUUGAACUUAGAUGCUUCCAUGUCCGACAUGGCAAUGGAAGAAUUAUCAUUCUACGAUGAUGAUCAUGUCAGUCAAAAUCGUCAUUUCACAGCCAGUCCCCAGUUUAUGGGUUUACUCUCACCUGAGGGAUCUCCUCAACGCUUCCAAGUUGUUGAGAAAUCAAAAUUCUUGCAGUCACGCAAAAACUUCCCUUUGACUGCCAAAAAUGUCAACCGCAGCACCACCCUUAGUACAAACACACCCUCUAAAGGAUUCCGUCUCUUGCACAGUAUGUCAUCUACAGGAUCCAUGGAAUCAUCUAUGGAUGAUGAAUAUAUGGAAUUCUUUGAUAUGGAAAAUUUGGAUCAACCCUCUCAAUCAAAUGGUCUUAAUUUCCCUAGUGAUUUGAGUUCUUUAAUUUCCGGCCAAAUCAUCAAAAACUCUCCCGUUAAAACACCAGAAAUGCGCAGACCUUCAGUAAGACGUUGCCUGAGCAUGACCGAAAACACCCAAUUCCAGCCAAAGACUCCCGAAACUGUUAAUGCCUCAAAUGCCAAUACCGCCACCACACCCUUUAGUGCUCGCCUCAAUGGCAAUUGCUGCUUCAAGCGUCCAGAGCCACCAUCCACCACCUGCUCGCCAAUACAAUCAAAACGCUACCGCGGUGCCGAAAAGGAGAAUCUCGAUGGCUCGUUUACUGGCAACAGCAAAACCUCACCCGCCACUUCAUCAUCUUGCUCCUCUUUGGCCAGCACCAGUACAAGUACCCGCCCCACUUUACGCAAAUGCAUGUCGAUGAAUGAUGCCGAAAUUAUGUCCGCCCUAAAUCGUUCCGAAAACAAAGACGAACCCGAUCUAAUCGGUGAUUUUAGCAGACCAUACGCUUUACCUCUCAUCGAGGGACGCCAUCGUGAUCUCAAAUCCAUUACCAGCCAUACCGUAGCUCGCCUUCUGAACGGUGACUUCAAUGACAAAGUAGCCAGCUAUAAAAUCAUUGACUGUCGCUAUCCCUACGAAUACGAAGGUGGUCAUAUCGAAGGUGCCAAGAAUUUAUACACACAAGAGCAAAUCAUCGAAGAAUUUAUGACCAAACAAAAGACUGAGCAACAACAACGCAACAAUGAGGCAUCGGGUAACAAACGCAAUAUCAUCAUUUUCCAUUGUGAAUUCUCAUCGGAACGCGGUCCCAAAUUGUCGCGUUUCUUACGCAACUUGGACCGUGAGCGCAAUACCAACGUCUAUCCUGCUUUGGAUUACCCCGAAAUCUAUCUGUUGCACAAUGGUUACAAAGAAUUCUUCGAAACUCACGUUGAACACUGCACACCUCACUCAUACCGUCCUAUGUUAGAACCAUCGUACAAUGAGGAAUACCGUCAUUUCCGUGCCAAGUCAAAGUCAUGGAAUGGCGAUGGUUUGGGUGGUGCCACACAACGUAUCAAGAAAUCUCGCUCAAGACUUAUGGUUUAAAAAGUCAAACAGAAUCGUAUCUAAUCAACUGCCUGCCCUUCAAAAAAAAAAACAAAAAAACAAAUUUAUGUAAAAAGUAUCGUCAUUGUUAUUGUCAUUUUUAGUUAUUAUUUAAUUAUUAUUAGUUCUUUUUGUUGAUUUUUAUGUUUUGACCCCUCGCCCCUCCCACGCUCAGACCACAUUUGUAUUUUUAUUUUAUAACAAUUAUUUUUUGAAUUUUUUUAAUUUAUUGAAUGUUAAUGUUAUCAAUUCCAUAAUAUAUUCAAUCAAUUAAAUUUAUCCAGACAUUUGUAAAAAUCUUAAAACACACACACACAAAUAUUAACAAAAGCAACAAAGGAAGCUUAUUUAAACAAAUUGUCAAAUUGAAUAUCCUUUUCUAGAUUCUAAGAAUUAUUACUUAUUAUUUAUUUUUAUAAUUUAAUUUAGUUAAUUUAUACAUCCGUAGAACCAACCAACUCUUCACUUAUAUUUUAGAAUCCUUUUUUUAUUUUUAUAUAUUAUUUUUUUAGUUGAAUUUGUGUAUAGUUUAAAAUUUUUAAAUUGUAAUUUCUAAAAACAAUCAUUUUUAAAUUGUGUGCAUUAUACUAUAAAUACGUAUGUAUAACUGUCCGUCCGCUUUCAUCCGACUUCUAAGUCUCUUCUCCUUAACUGUUUCUAAUUAUAAAA